Trichosurus vulpecula (common brushtail) is the source of this 1962-nucleotide messenger RNA. It is a transcript of the gene SLC5A10, whose product is annotated as solute carrier family 5 member 10. Bases 1 to 1842 code for a protein of 613 amino acids. The record is from RefSeq and is a predicted model, not a curated record. NCBI's taxonomy places the organism in Eukaryota, Metazoa, Chordata, Mammalia, Diprotodontia, Phalangeridae. Gene Ontology annotation, cellular component: plasma membrane. Gene Ontology annotation, molecular function: D-glucose:sodium symporter activity. Gene Ontology annotation, biological process: transmembrane transport. The transcript is spliced from 17 exons.
AUGGCAGACAACUCCACCAGUGACCCUCACUUCUUUGUGCAACAGCUUAAUGUGGCUGAUAUUAUUGUCAUCGUGGUGUAUUUUGCUUUAAACGUGGCUGUGGGAAUAUGGUCUUCAUGCAGAGUCAACAGAAACACACUGAAUGGGUACUUCCUUGCAGGAAGGGACAUGGCAUGGUGGCCAAUUGGAGCCUCUCUCUUUGCCAGCAGUGAAGGAUCUGGGCUAUUCAUUGGUCUGGCUGGGUCAGGUGCAGCAGGAGGACUGGCUGUAGCUGGCUUUGAGUGGAAUGCAACAUAUGUGUUGCUGGCACUGGCCUGGAUAUUUGUGCCCAUCUAUAUCUCCUCAGAGAUUGUCACCUUGCCUGAGUACCUUCAGAAGAGAUACGGAAGGUCCAGGAUACGAAUGUACUUGUCCAUCUUGUCACUGCUGCUGUCUGUUUUCACCAAGAUAUCUAUUGACUUGUAUGCGGGGGCCCUCUUCGUGCACAUCUGUCUGGGCUGGAAUUUUUACCUGUCUACUGGCAUAGUGUUGGUGAUCACGGCAAUUUAUACCGUUGCAGGUGGCCUGGCUGCUGUCAUCUACACUGAUGCAUUGCAGACAGUGAUCAUGAUAGUAGGUGCAAUCAUCCUGACAGUCAAAGCUUUUGACCAAAUUGGGGGUUAUGGCCAGUUGGAGGCAGCUUACUUACAGGCGGUGCCAAACAAGACCAUCCCUAAUACAACAUGCCACCUGCCCCGGGCUGAUGCCAUGCACAUGUUCCGAGAUCCCCACACUGCAGACCUCCCAUGGACUGGGAUGACCUUUGGUCUGACCAUCAUGGCCACUUGGUAUUGGUGCACUGAUCAGGUCAUAGUACAGAGGUCCCUUUCUGCCAGGAACCUGAACCAUGCCAAAGCAGGCUCCAUCCUUGCCAGUUACCUAAAGAUGCUGCCCAUGGGCCUCAUCAUUAUGCCAGGGAUGAUUAGUCGGGCACUAUACCCAGGUAUGCACAUUUCUGAAGAAAGGAGCAGAGUUACGAUAGAAUCCUCAGAUGAUGUGGGCUGUGUGGUGACGUCUGAGUGCCUGAGGGUCUGUGGGGCCGAAGUGGGAUGCUCCAACAUCGCCUACCCCAAACUAGUGAUGGAGUUGAUGCCUGUGGGACUUCGGGGACUGAUGAUUGCUGCCAUGAUGGCGGCCUUGAUGUCUUCCUUGACCUCCAUCUUCAACAGUAGCAGCGCACUCUUCACUAUGGACAUCUGGAGGAAGCUGAGACCUAGAGCAGGAGAGAAGGAGCUCCUGUUGGUGGGCAGGCUGGUUAUUGUGGUCCUUGUUGGCAUUAGCGUAAUCUGGAUCCCAGUUCUCCAGGGCUCCCAAAGUGGCCAGCUCUUCAUCUACAUGCAGGUGGUCACCAGCUCCCUGGCACCCCCAGUCACAGCUGUCUUCAUCCUAGGAGUAUUUUGGAAUCGGGCCAGUGAACAGGGGGCCUUCUGGGGCCUGAUGACAGGGCUGGUAGUGGGAGCUACCCGGAUGAUCCUGGAAUUUGUUUACCCUGAGCCACCUUGUGGCUUUCCUGACAACCGGCCAGCUGUGCUCCACAGCCUUCACUAUCUUCACUUCUCCGUGGUGCUCUUCUCCAUCACAGUUGCUAUAGUCGCAGCUGUUAGUCUGCUGACCCCACCCCCUGAUGAGUCUCAGAUCAAGAAUUUAACGUGGUGGACACUUUCCAAAGACAAACUUUUAGAAGCUCUGCCUGAGGCUUUAGAUGUGGGAGACAAACAAACUCUCUUCUGGACCCAAGUCUGCAACUUCAAUGCCAUUCUGCUUUUGUGUGUUAACAUAUUCUUCUAUGCCUAUUUUGCCUGAUGGUGUUCAUUUUCGGAGAAGCCAGAGGAUCAUGGGAGAGGCCCUCAGGGAUGUAGGAGAUAUUUGUCCUAAUUAGACUUCUAAAAGAGGAUCAUAGACUCUUAGAGUUGGAAGGGCCAU